GCUGAUGCACUGGCAGCCGAAUUCGGGGGCAACGAUGAGCAGCCAGAUACUGGCGGAGGUGUGCCAGUGCGUGGAGGGCUUCGGCAGCGCCGCCAAGGAGGGUCGGUGGCGGACCACGCUCACCAUCUACCGUCCCGUGGCCCGCGAUCCGUCCUCCACCGCCACCUCCGCUCCGGUCCCCAUGCCUGGCGACCUCCCGCGCGACUUCCUCGGCCUCACCCUACAUGAUCGCCCCGGCGCCUACUUCUUCAUCCUGCGGCACCAUCGCCUCAUCCUCCAGGCGGACGCCAACGUCCAGUCCCUCAUGGAUAAGCUCCAGUCCUACAAGGCUCGCGUCGUCCUCCACUUCGAGGGAUUCCAGUAUCAACUUGGAGACUUUAUGUUGAGGGUGGGAAAAUGUGUUCAAUCGCAUGCCGAUACAUUGAGGGGAAUCAUGAUGGAGGUAGAGUACCUUCCGCUAUCUUCGAUUGACAAGUCUAGGCAAAUCAUGGAAGACUUCUUAGACAUAUGGCAGGAUGCAGUCAUCAAGAAGUCACUGCCGGGCCAAUUCAUCAACGUCGAGUUGAACUUUGCAGACUACGGUCUGCAGGACCAGUACACUCCUCAGCACACUGCGCUUCAGUACGCCACUUGCAUAGUCCAACUGAUGGCUACGGUUAGAAGUUAAAAAGAGUACACUCUCGGACGGGGUGUAUCUAUUUAUGGACUGCAAAGCUUAAUUUGGUGAGGAGGAGGAGUGCAUCUAUCUAUUCGAAGCACUGCAACAGAAUGGUAGAAAA
Molecule: messenger RNA, 779 nt
Organism: Musa acuminata subsp. malaccensis (wild Malaysian banana)
Lineage: Eukaryota; Viridiplantae; Streptophyta; Magnoliopsida; Zingiberales; Musaceae
Source: RefSeq, a predicted model, not a curated record